UUAAAAAAUGGUUUAAAGGCUGAAAUGUAUAAAAGUGUAUAAUAACUUUUUGUUUUGUGAAAACUUCUAUGUACGAAAGCCUGUCCUAGGAACCAAAGUUGUUGACCACACGGACUGAUUUAUAGUGUGACACGCAGGAAGACAGUUUGGUGGAUAUUCAUUUCUGCACGCUUGUUAUAUGCUUUGUAUAAUGCGUUUAUGCCUUAAUGUAAGUACAUUUGCAUAUGUAUGUUUUUCGAAUGUAUGUUAUUGAUGUCCCGCGAUCGUUCUGCGGUUACCAUCGGCGAGUUUGAGCGCCGUAGCGGCCGUAAUUUGCCGCGAGAAAACCGCGCUAAUCAGUAUUAGCAUCGGCAGUAUUAUUAUACUUCUUCACAAGAGUGUUUACAUUAAUAACGCAUCAUUGCACAACUAUACCAUGCCUAUUUGCAGUGUCUAAUCAUUGUUUAUUUGCAUAUGUUCGAUUAUCAUGCCAGUGUAUAAAUGGUUCUCAGAAUAUGAUUGUAAUUAUAUUUCUUUAUUGUUCCUUUAGACCAUUAAUACAGAUGUCAUAACCAAAGCAUAACUGGUGCAGAUGACAACUCACACCCUGUUCAAUAAAGGCAUCUUUGUGAAUAAUCUCUUCUCCAAUCGUUGAUUCUCUUACCGGAAUCCAGUCCAUAUUUGGCCGCCUCAAUCAGUGUAAUACAGAAUUGUAGCGUGCCUCUGCUACAAAAGUGGUCCUUCGAGCCGGAUUGAGAGCAAGAUCGAACCAAUAUGGACAAAGCACAAAGUGACGCAUCUGAGACUACGUCCAGACCUCGACGCAAGACUAAUCUGCCUACUCAUCUGGAUGAUUACGAUGUUGGCUACCAACCUGCAGACCCUCCUCCAAAGGCUUCCUCUCACUGUCCUAGUCAGCCCCGAAGCAGCUCGAGGAAAACGUCUCACAGUGGUGUCAGCUCUCACUCCAGGACGAGUAGGCGUUCCAUUACUUCCGCUGGCGUCUAUGUCCCACCAGAUCUCUCUAGCGUCCAGACUGCUAUGUUGGAGGAGAAGAUUAAACAGAGACAGUAUGACAGUCUACGGCAGCAAGCAGAAGAGGACUCGCUGAUUGAUCUGGAACACCAAAGACUGCAGGCACAAGCUAAAGAAGCCCAGCGCACGCAAGAGGAGGCGCUUGCCGCAAAGGAGGCCCUGUUGAAACAACUAGAACGACAGCGCAAGCUUCAACAAGCAGAGACUGAACUCGAAGUGGCUAAGCUUGUAUCCUCCAUGCUCUCUAUAGACUCUAGGGCGACCACUCCAGUUCCUGCAGACUCUGGUUCGCCAAACGCGCAACAGCUUGCAGCACAGCGCAGCCAGGCUUGUUCACCGCAGCUUAUGUCUUCCAAGCCUCAGCAGCCCCCCUUCCAGUCGCCAGCUGUGACGUCAUCGCUGCUGCCCUGUCCUACAGAACUGCCUGAUCCUAAUGUUUCUGCAGUGUCCCAGCCGCCACCUAGACCGCCACAGUGGGCCUCACCUGCUACUUACUCUGCAGAUGCACCCUUGCCCGCUGCACUCCAUCCAGGGCCACAAGCAUUCUCAUCGCCAGUCCCUGACAUUGCACCCUCUGCUCCCACUGCCGAUCCAGUACACUCUGUGUCAUUAACAUCGAACGUAGCACCUCAGCCUUCAGCGGUGUUCACCAUCCCGACCUCCGCUGCGUACCCCAUGAGCACCAUCAUGCAACGCGUGACACAGCAGCGUGUUAUCGCCACACAACCUACCCUUGGCUACAGGGUACAGCAGCCAGCAACAACAUCGGGGACAACCCUUCCAGGUUCGUGGCAGCUUCCUGUCUCCAGCCACCAAGCAUCGGCGACGACACUUCAAGCUCCUGGUUACAUUCAAGCAGCUACAUCUGUGCCUUUCCCCCCAACUGCCUACUCACCUCAACCGAGUCAAGAGCUCCUGUUUGCAUCAGCCAAUGGCAUUCCACGACCUACGUUACCAGUUUUCGAAAGUGGUGCUGAGAGUGACUUUGCUUUGUUUAAGUUAGCAUUGGACAAUUUGUUGAGUAAUCACAAUCAUAUCAGUGAACAGUAUAAAUACCAUGUUCUCUUAAGCCAUUUGAAACUUUCCAGUGCUCAUCAGCUAGCUAAAGCCUUCAUGUAUCACUCCCAGCCUUACACUGCUGCUCUGCAAGCACUUCAAGACAAGUAUGGACAGCCAAGACAGCUCGUUCAGUCCGAGUUGGGUGCCAUCCUAAACACCCCGCCUCUUAAGUUGGGUGAUGCUACCGCCUUCGACUCAUUUGCAUUGUCAGUACAGUCCUUAGUGGGUAUGCUGAGAACUCUUGAGGGUCAGAAUGGUUAUGAGCUUUUGUGUGGCUCACAUGUGGACCGUCUCUUGAGUAAACUGCCACCAGCCUAUCGCGACAGUUUUGUUGAAUACUGUCUAAGCCGGGGUAUUAUCCAGACAGGCACCGACAAGACCUACACACUCCCUGAUUUCGCAGACUGGCUCCAGAACAAGUCCCAAGCGAAACGUAUCUCCAGCAGAGCCGCGGCUAUGUUCCAGAGUGAAACUCUGAAGGCCCCUGGUAGAGCUAGAGGAGCACCUUAUCCCAGAGAGCAGCCAAGGCCAGUUCUCCUGACACGUGAGAGUGUAGCUAAGGCUCCUGAGUUGACAGCCCCUAAGUUCAGCUCCAAGCCCGAGCCAUACUGUCCCCAUUGUGACAACAGGGAUCACUAUCUCAACUCUUGCGAGGCGUUCAAGAAGUUGACUACCUCCCAGAUUGUAGCUUGGAUUAAAGAUGGCAAACGUUGCUGGAGAUGUGGACGGUUCCAUGCUGUAGAGUCUUGCAACCUCAAACGUCCAUGUAGAAUCUGUAAAGAGAUACAUCUCAUAGUUCUUCAUGAUUCCAUCAAAGACACCACCAGUGCUGUCCUCACCGUCAGCCUCCCAUCUACCCGGGUUUUCUUGGACAGACCGAAUCGUACACCGAGAGUCAUGCUGAAGGUUGUCAAGGUCCUCCUCCACAAUGGACCCCACACAAUGGAGGCACAUGCCGUUCUCGACGACGGGUCAGAGAGAACACUCGUGCUUUCCCCCGUCGUGCAGCAGCUCAAGAUUACCUGUACCCCAGAGUUACUUCAUUUACAGACUGUCCGACAAUCUCACACAGAACUUGAAGGGUCGUCUGUUUCCUUCGAGGUCUCAUCAGUCACUAAACCCAUGCAGAGGUUCACUAUCCCUAAUGCCUUUACUGCUACCGGUUUGAGUUUGGCAGAACAUAACUACCCAGUGGCUGCGCUUCAACGAGCUUAUCGUCAUCUGAGAGAUCUUCCUCUUCCCCCUGUUGACAGAGUCAAACCACUACUUCUCAUUGGUUCUGACAUGCCGCACCUCUUAACGCCAAUACAGCCUGUAUGCCGAGGCCCAGACGGAGGUCCAAUAGCCAUCAGGACACAGCUGGGAUGGUCUCUUCAAGGUCCCAUGAGCCCCAAGCAGCCCUCACGGUGUUAUCAGCAGUGCCUUCAUAUCACCACAGCUACGCCCUAUGAUGAUCUGAUUCGACACGUCGAACGACUCUGGCAGGUCGACACCCUCCCAUACAAUGAGAGAAUGGUCACCAGGUCCAAGCAAGACAAAGACGCUGUCGCCAUGCUCCAGAACGCCACCACCAGAGUGAACAUAGAUGGCAUUCAACGUUAUGCCACACCAUUGCUCCGACGCAUGCCCAUGACCAUAUUCCGUGCCGACAAGGAGGCUGUUCUUCCCAGUCUUCGAGGUACCGAGCGCAGACUGGCACGAGAUCCUGAACUGGCCAAAGCCUACUGCACUGAAAUCCGUAAGUUGGAAUCUGCUGGAUAUGUAGCCAAGAUAACCACAAAAGAAGCACACAGUACUCCAGAGUCCUGGUUCAUUCCUCACCAUAUCGUACAUCAUAAUGGCAAAGACAGGAUCGUCUUCAACUGUUCCUUUCCAUAUCAAGGGCAGUCCUUGAACAGUCAGCUACUUCCUGGUCCGAUGCUGGGACCAUCAUUGCUAGGUGUGCUUCUGAGGUUCCGACAACACACUGUAGCUGUGAGUGGGGACAUAAAGGGUAUGUUCCACCAGAUACGCUUGCUGCCCAAAGAUAAGCCAGUGUUGCGGUUCCUUUGGAGGAACAUGUGCAGAGACCAGGAGCCUGAGGUAUAUGAAUGGCAGGUGCUUCCGUUCGGAACUACAUGCAGCCCAUGUUGCGCCAUCUACGCCCUCCAGCGAAGUGCCCAAGAACACCAGAACGACCAGGUCAGUCUGGUUAACAUAGUUGAGAAUUCCUUCUAUGUUGAUAACUGCCUGCACAGCACUUUGAACUCUGAAGAAGCUAAGGAGGUAGUUGAUGGACUUCGUCAACUGCUAUCUGAGGGAGGCUUCGACAUAAGACAGUGGGCCUGCAAUGUACCCUCUGUCAUCGAACACCUUCCCGCAGAAGCCCGGUCUGCUAACAGUGAACUGUGGUUGACCAAAGCCAGUACAGACCUACAAGAACCCACUCUAGGCCUACGGUGGGAUUGUCUCAGUGACACCCUGGGUUAUAGUUUGCGAUCAACCGAGCCCCUAGAGCCCACCAUGAGAAAUGUGUACAAGACCGUGGCCAGCCAGUAUGACCCGCUGGGGUAUAUCAUCCCGUUUACGACCCGGGCCAAGGUUCUUAUCCAAGACCUCUGGAAGCAGAAUUUGGGCUGGGACGAUCCGAUAACGCCUCUACAGCUAAGAGAGAAGUGGCUAACAUGGAUAAGAGAGAUUCCUCAUCUCCUUCAGCUGCAAUUUCCUCGACCGUAUGCCCCAGCCUGUGCUGAUUACCCUAGUGCCAUCCGAGAACUCCACAUCUUUUGCGAUGCAUCAGAAAGAGCAUACGGCUCAGUGGCCUAUUUGCGCACUACUGAUGAUCAAGGCCACGUCCAUGUCGCCUUCGUUUUGGCCAGAUCCAGAGUGGCUCCCAGAAAAUGCCUAUCCAUGCCUCGUUUGGAACUGAGUGCAGCCCUCACCGGCGCUCAGUUAGCCAAAGUAAUACAGACUGAGUUGUCUCUUAACAUCCAUACAGUCACCCUCUGGUCCGACUCAACAACCGUACUGAACUGGCUGACAUCUGAGUCCUGUCGUUACAAGGUAUUUGUAGGGACACGUAUAGCAGAAAUCCAGACCCUCACAGACACGGCUGAAUGGCGGUACAUUGAUUCAGCUCACAACCCUGCUGACCACAUCACAAGAGGUCUGACCCUGACCCAGCUAGCACGUCCCCAUCAGUGGAAUUCAGGACCAGACUUCCUCCUUCGACCUUUUGACCAGUGGACAUCCACACCCGUCAUUGAGGUAGAAUCAGAGAUCAGCGAGUUGAGAAAAUCUGCAUUCAUUGGCACUGUCACAGUCUCCAAUCAUUCACUUCUGGACCCCAAUCAAUUCCACACAUGGCUAGAGCUAGUUGAGGCCACUGUCAGGUCCCUACACGGGGCGGCUGCUACAGACAAUGAAUCUUCUCCACAAGCUGAUGACUAUGUCGGAGCAGAGAAACUUAUCCUGGCUCAAGCUCAACAGGACUCAUUCCCACUAGAAGUCCAAGUUUUGAAGACUGGACAGCCGAUUCCAGCGAACAGCCGUUUGGCAUCCCUUGCACCAGAGUAUGAUAAGGACACAGGUCUCAUCAGAGUAGGGGGACGAUUGCGUAGAGCGAGUGACCUCGACCUGGAUGCCAUUCACCCGAUUGUGUUGGAUCCUGGACAUUCUACAACUAAGCUGUUAAUCAAAGAGACGGACCGCCGACUUCUGCAUCCGGGUUCUGAAAGGGUGCUAGCAGAAUUGCGUCGUCAGUAUUGGAUACUUAGGGGCAGGGAAGCCGUCCGUAAGCAUCAGCGCAAAUGCCAAGAUUGUCAGUUCUGGCGAGCCAAGCCUGAAGUCCCCCAAAUGGCCGAUCUGCCAUCCUGCAGGCUGCAACUUCACCAACCGCCGUUCUAUUCCACGGGGGUAGAUUGUUUCGGCCCCUUUUCAGUAAAAGUUGGUCGUCGCCAUGAAAAGAGAUGGGGCGUCCUCUAUAAGUGCAUGACAACCCGAUGUGUGCACCUUGAUCUGUUGGAACACCUUGAUGCUGAUGCAUUCCUGCUCUCUCUGCGUCGCUUUAUAGCACGACGGGGUAAGCCCAUGGAAUUGCUCUGCAACAACGGUACCAACUUCGUAGGAGGAGAUCGAGAACUACGUGACACCUUUGCUGUCAUGGCACCUAAGCUUCAAGAACUGCUUGCUCCACAGAAGAUCAGAUUCCGCUACAUUCCACCUAAUGCUCCUCAUUUCGGUGGAACCUGGGAGCGUGAAGUCAAAUCUGUAAAGACUGCACUACGUGUCAUUCUGCGAGAGCAAACGGUGCCAGAGCCAGUGCUGCAGACAUUGUUAGUGGAGGUGGAGGGCAUUCUAAAUGCCAAGCCUCUCGGCUACGUAUCUUCCGAUGUUGCAGAUGUGGACCCAGUGACUCCGAACCUACUGCUUAUGGGCCGUCGUGAUGCCUCCCUACCUCAAGUCUUAUUCGACUCUACCAACCUGCUCGGAAGACGCAGAUGGAGACACAGCCAGGUGUUGGCAGAUCAUUUCUGGACUGCCUUCAUCCGAGAUUACCUCCCAAGUUUGCAGGAUCGACAUAAGUGGAGAAAGGAUGGGAAAGAGCUGACUGUGGGCCAAGUGGUUCUCAUUGUUGAUCCCCAACUUCCUCGUGCCCUCUGGCCUGUGGGCACAGUGACUGAGACGUUGGCUGGACCUGACGGGAAAAUUCGCACUGCCCGUGUCAGAGUUAAUGAGAAAUCCUACACUCGACCAGUUGUUAGGUUGAUUCCACUUCCUCACUUUGAGGAAGAGUCUUAGACGCUGUAGACAGACUUUCUUGGUGUUUACAAUUACCCUGUCAGAUAAUUGGGGGCGGCUGUGUACGAAAGCCUGUCCUAGGAACCAAAGUUGUUGACCACACGGACUGAUUUAUAGUGUGACACGCAGGAAGACAGUUUGGUGGAUAUUCAUUUCUGCACGCUUGUUAUAUGCUUUGUAUAAUGCGUUUAUGCCUUAAUACCAUUAAUACAGAUGUCAUAACCAAAGCAUAACUGGUGCAGAUGACAACUCACACCCUGUUCAAUAAAGGCAUCUUUGUGAAUAAUCUCUUCUCCAAUCGUUGAUUCUCUUACCGGAAUCCAGUCCAUAUUUGGCCGCCUCAAUCAGUGUAAUACAGAAUUGUAGCGUGCCUCUGCUACAUUCUAUCUGAACUGUAAAUCAUGCUUUUUACAGUAAUUUUACAGUUUAUCAUAGACAUUGCCCUACCCUGCUCAUAUGGUAUUAAUUUUAUUUGUGCAGGUCUUAAAAAAGGUCUUAAAGUCUUAAAUUUGAGUUAAAAAAUCCUGCAGCAACCCUGUUAUUGUGCGUGGUAAAUGUCAUGGUAAUGACGUAACGUCUGGUUUUGGAGCACUUAGUCUACUGAUUCUUCUUGUACUUGAAAUGCAGCAUUUGACUCUGUUUGUCAAAAAUGACUUCUCACUCACCUAUCUAAUUAUUAUUAGUAGUAAUUCUGGACAUGGUAAUCCAAGGUCCAUGGUAAUCAUCCCAUGUCUGUAUAAACAAAUGUUCAUCCUUUUCAGAAUAACAGUAACAUUGUAGUUUACAAGUGUUAUAUUGACUUUUUUUUUGUUUACUUCCCUCUGUUCUUCUUUCCUAGAAUCCAGCACCGUCUGUUGGGGUUUGCUUGGUUUUGUCAUCUGCUGUGCUGCUCUUGCUUCUGUUGUUGGUGCGAUUUUCAGAUUCAAGCCGGCAUGGAUUCCAGUAUCACGGCAUUCCGAUAAUGAAGAAGCACAGG
Molecule: messenger RNA, 7828 nt
Organism: Onychostoma macrolepis
Lineage: Eukaryota; Metazoa; Chordata; Actinopteri; Cypriniformes; Cyprinidae
Exons: 3
Coding region: 754-6852 (2032 amino acids)
Biological process (GO): DNA integration
Molecular function (GO): nucleic acid binding
Source: RefSeq, a predicted model, not a curated record